This is a messenger RNA of Mesorhabditis belari, 1986 nucleotides long. The record is from the annotation of a GenBank genome assembly. NCBI's taxonomy places the organism in Eukaryota, Metazoa, Nematoda, Chromadorea, Rhabditida, Rhabditidae.
AUGAUCAUGGCGGACAAACAGUGGACAUGGAACGCGAGAGAUAACCCGUCGGGAGCUGUUUCUGGAGCGGUUCCGAUUCCGAGUCAAGGUUUGCAUCGAGAGGAGAUGCUUCCUUUAUCAACCCCUCAUGGAGAAAGUCUUGGUGGACGAAUUAGUCAACAAGUGAUUGAAAAUGUUCUCUCUGGAUCACCUGGAUCAUUUGCAACUCCACGGAAAGAAGAGCUCGGUCCGGUGAUGCCAUUUACAGGGUACAUCCCACAGUCAAUCGGUUACCAAUUGCCAUCACCGGCCGGGGAUACACAAGAAAUGCAGAAUUUCCCUGGUGGUGUCCCAAUUCCUAUUCCACAGGGGACAAAUGGAGGAAUCGCAAUUGGAAGCACUCCAACUGGGUAUGGCUGUGGAUCUUGGGGUGCCGUCUAUCCGUCGAUUCCUACCGCCAGUCCGGCAACCAUCUCACAACAUCAAUCGAUCAAUGAUCCAAAUAUGGCUGUGGUUGACGGAAAUGCUCCCUUCUUUGGCACAACUCCACCGUAUGGAGGAGCAAUGUUCGCAAAUCAAAUCAAUAACUUGACGGGCGCCUUGUCAAGUAUGAGCCUCGUACAACAGAAUCCUAUGAUGACAAAUAAUAUGUUAUUCAACAAUCCACAGCAAAUGUUCAUGAUGCAAGGAAUGCAAGGAAUGCAAGGGAUUCAAUCACAAUAUCAACCGAUUGGCAAUGCUAAUGGGUACAUUGGCAACAACUACAAUCAGAUUAGCGCCUUUAAUCAGAUUGCUCAACCGGCUCGGAAUGGACCAGGCGGAUUGCCGCAUUUUCAAGGACAAGUGCAAAGAAAUUAUCAAGGUAUGUCAAAAAUGGGUAGUGAUGGAGUGCUUCGAUCAUCGAUUCUCGAUGAUUUUCGAAACAAUCGCUCACCACACUUGUCACUCACUGAUAUUGGCAAUCAUGUUGUUGAAUUUGCUCAAGAUCAGCAUGGAUCUAGAUUCAUUCAACAAAAACUUGAACGAGCCACGCAAAGAGAGAAGCAAAUGAUUUUCGAUGAGAUUGUUAAAGCAGCACAAGGAUUGAUGACUGAUGUUUUCGGGAAUUACGUUGUACAGAAGUUCUUUGAGCACGGCACAGUUGAUCAAAAAAAGAAACUCUGUGAAGCGAUUAAGGGACAAGUUCUUCAGUUGGCAUUGCAGAUGUACGGUUGUCGAGUGAUUCAGAAAGCGUUAGAAUCAAUCGAAGAGCCGCAACAGUUAGAGAUUUUGAAAGAAAUGGAGGGACAGGUGCUGAAAUGUGUGAAAGAUCAGAACGGGAAUCACGUUGUGCAAAAGAUGAUCGAACGGGUUCAACCGGAGAAGUUGCAGUUCAUCAUUGAUGCUUUUUUGAAGGCACCGGAUACGGUCUCCCAACUCUCGACUCAUCCCUAUGGUUGUCGGGUGAUCCAGCGAGUGCUCGAGUACUGCAAUGAGGAGCAAAAGGGACCAAUUUUGGCAAAACUUCACGAUAAUAUCAAGACGCUUGUUAUUGAUCAAUAUGGAAAUUAUGUGGUGCAACAUGUGAUCGAACAUGGAACAGAAGAUGAUCGAGAGAAGAUCAUUACGCAGAUUUGCCAAGAUGUUCUUCGCUUCUCCCAGCACAAAUUCGCCUCAAAUGUCAUUGAGAAAUGUCUCACCUGUGCUUCAGUCAAUCACAAGAACAUGUUGAUUUCAAGUGUUUGUGGGCAACCGAAUGACCCAAACCCGCCAUUGAUGCAAAUGAUGAGAGAUCAAUAUGCGAAUUACGUUGUGCAGAAGAUGUUGGAUGUGGCUGAUUCAACUCAUCGAAAGAAGAUGCUUUUCACGAUUAAACCUCACAUUCAACAGUUGAAGAAGUUCAAUUAUGGAAAGCAUAUUAUCACGAAGCUCGAGAAAUACUUCAACAAGUCCGGAAUUCCCACUCAAAUCCCCUCAAAUCAAUCACAAAGCAGUUUCAUGCAAGGAAUGGACAUUUAUCCAGCUUUC